Leptopilina heterotoma is the source of this 555-nucleotide messenger RNA. Its product is annotated as ribonuclease H-like. Lineage: Eukaryota; Metazoa; Arthropoda; Insecta; Hymenoptera; Figitidae. The coding region runs from base 1 to 555 and encodes 184 amino acids. The transcript has a single exon. The record is from RefSeq and is a predicted model, not a curated record. Gene Ontology annotation, biological process: DNA replication, removal of RNA primer. Gene Ontology annotation, molecular function: RNA-DNA hybrid ribonuclease activity; nucleic acid binding.
AUGAUUAGGGACAGAACUGUCCCUUUGUACCUCUUCGACAAAAAGUAUAGGAUAAAUAUACCUAGUAGAGAAGAUUGGAUAAAUGGACUGACAAGUAUUCCAGCUGACUGUGAAGUCUGGUACACAGAUGGAUCAAAAGGCGGGAAUGGAGUUGGUGCAGGAAUCUAUCAUGUAACCUCCCAAGCGGGACACUCCUUUAAGUUAGGGACCACUGUUACUGUGUUACAAGCCGAAAUUGUGGCAAUAUUUUAUGGUACUGUUGAAGCCUUGAAAAAUUGUCACAACAAAGAUAUUUUUAUCCUUUCGGAUAGCAAGGCGGUUAUUUUCUCCUUGAAACGAUACGUAUCAACAUCACGGCUGGUCGGUGAUUGUCAUGAAGCACUCAACAAACUAGCUGAAACGAACCGUGUUACCCUCCUCUGGAUCCCUAGUCACAGUGGAUUCGCGGGAAACGAUAGGGCGGAUGAGCUAGCCAAAGAAGGGGCUAGAAAACAACUUAUUGGACCUGAACCUCCCAUUGGUGUUUCCAACAAAUGCCUGACACUGGAAAUUUAG